Sparassis crispa is the source of this 2346-nucleotide messenger RNA. RefSeq lists its product as uncharacterized. The coding region runs from base 1 to 2346 and encodes 781 amino acids. The record is from RefSeq and is a predicted model, not a curated record. The transcript has 12 exons. Gene Ontology annotation, molecular function: protein binding. NCBI's taxonomy places the organism in Eukaryota, Fungi, Basidiomycota, Agaricomycetes, Polyporales, Sparassidaceae. Gene Ontology annotation, cellular component: exomer complex. Gene Ontology annotation, biological process: Golgi to plasma membrane transport.
AUGGCGGAUGCGUCAUUCAAGGACGUUCCGGAGAUAUUUGAGGUGGAAUUGGGAGAAUCAUUAGCUGCGCGAACGGAAAGCCUAUCAACCUUCCGCGAGCUCGGACCACCGGACUUGUGUCAUGUUGUAAAAAGCACGGGGCGCAGCGGACAGCGCGAUAUCGGGUCGUACCAUUACGUGUCUGGAGUAGACGCUUCAUCAUCCGCUUCCCUCGCUGCAUACAUCAACUCGCUCACGUACGCCAUAGAAGAUGACUCGGGCUGGUUCUCGAAAGGUUCAGCGUGGAAGGUGCGCAAUGGAUGUUACUGCUGCUUCAACGCGUUCUCUCGGGUAGACGUGCGCGUAGACGUGAAGAUUCCAGGAGGGGUGCACGCUUAUAUCGUCGAUCUUCGCGGAGAGAGACACGAAACGACUCCAGACGAAGGCCAGGAGAUGUGGCAGGAGACAUAUCUCUCAGCCAUCCUGCGCGCAAUCCUGUACUCUGACGAUCCCGCAUAUUGGCUCGAGGCCUACCGUAAACUUGAUCCCAUCACCACUCCCGAAAGCGAGCUGCGAUUCUUACAAGCAGCAGAAGUGCUGUUCAUGAAAGGCUGGCAGGUGGGCUCGGAGCCUGAGAUCCAGGUUGCGACGGUAGUGUCGAACCAUCUGACGACUGCGGUGAUGAAGUACUUCGGCGACAGCGGACGAUACCAGUACGCGGCGAACCUGUUCGAGAAAAUCAGCGCGAAAGAGCCUGAGGUGUCGUCGCUGCUCGCGAAGAGCUACAUCGGGAUGAACGAGGAAGUCAAGGCUGUACAGAUCAUGGCGGCCGCAAUCAAGCAGACGUCGCAAUCAUAUACCCUCCUGCACGUGCAGUGCGAUUUCCUCCGCUCGAAAGGCAAUCACGAAUGGGCAUUGAAGCUUGCGAAGCAGGCUGUUAAUUGCGCGCCAAGCGAGUUCGUGACAUGGGAGAAACUAACCGAGAUCUACAUCGACCUGGGACAGUAUGAAGCGGCGCUGCUGACUCUGAACUCAUGCCCCAUGUUCACGUAUAAUGGGCGAGAUGCUCACCGCAACUUGCCAGCUGCUCGGGUGCAUCUUCCACCAAAGGGCCCAAUCGUUGAAAUCCUUCCCGAGCGAACAAAGACAGAGGACGAUGACGCUGACCCUGCCUUGCUCCGACUGCCUGCACCAGGAUUACGCGGAACUUGGGCACGCGCGUAUUCCCUCCUCACGCGCCUUGUCUCAAAGGUUGGCUGGGACGAGCUCCUCAAGACGCGGAGCUCUGUCUUCGUCAUGGAAGAGGAAUAUCGGAUGCAGAAGGCCCAGAGCGAUCUACGCGCACAUUCGUCUCCCUCUGCGACUCCGGUCUCUCCAACAUCAAGUGCUAAUGGUGCGGAUGCAGAAUCCAGUGCGGCGACACCGUCGUCCCAGCCGCUACCGCAACGGAACGAUUCGCUGAAGAGAGACUCGACCUUGUCCGAUUGCGAUACCCUCAUUUCAGGAGUGGAAUUGCAAGCCGAUGACGAUGCCUCGACACGUGGAGUCGUAUCGCCUGCACAUUCACAGAAGGGCUCCACUAGCAAUGCCACCGACGUCGAAGGGGAGACUUUAGCCGUCUCGAACGGCAUCCCUACGAUCCGCAUAUCUACUGAGAGCGAUAUCGAGAGAGAGAAGGUUGGCGAGGACGCCGCAGAGCUGCCUGCCAAUGAAAGUGCAGAAGCGAAGGAGAACGGAGUUAAAGUGGUGAGACGGUCACUUGAGAAGCCUGUGCAGGCUGCCGCCCACUCAGGAGAUGGGUCUGAAGAGAGCGAAGCGUCAAAACCCGCUCAGGAGGCAUUCUCGUUCACCAAUAAGCGUCUGUGCGAGCGAUGGCUCGAUAAUUUGUUCAUGGUUCUGUACGAGGAUCUGCGCGUGUGGACGAUCUUCCGCGCAGAAGUCGCUCACUUCAAGACUCAGCACGUCGCGUAUAGAAAGACUGCGCUUGAAUGGGAGAUCCUUGGUGACCUCGGUGUACGCUUGCACCACAAAGAAGACUCCAAGGAAGCGUACCAGCGCUGUCUCGACACGCAGCGGUACUCGUACAAACCGUGGUCCAAGCUCCUUGACACAUACGCGGAAGAAGGUGACAUCCAACGAACGCUGCAAGUGGCGAUUCGUGUUGCGGCGUAUCAGUACGGAGAGUACACCGAGAUGACGUAUCCAACUCAGAUUGCCCGAUGCCUGUUCAAGCUCGGACAAAUUCACGGCCAUGCCAAAAUCUCGUAUACCUUGUUGAGCAUGAAUCUUCCGGAUCCUGUGAUGAAGAUCAUGGAGAGCUAUAUUCACUACGGGGAGAUAUUCAAAGUUGAAGGUUAUGACUUUUAA